Molecule: messenger RNA, 850 nt
Organism: Bursaphelenchus xylophilus (pine wood nematode)
Lineage: Eukaryota; Metazoa; Nematoda; Chromadorea; Rhabditida; Aphelenchoididae
Source: the annotation of a GenBank genome assembly
AUGGUGUCCACAACUUGGGCCAAGAUCUUCUCGGCCAUUUUCUUGAUCCUUUAUGGCGUGAUCUCUCUGAUUUUACUUUUUGUUGGCUUGAAUACGACGAUUGCCUUGGUUUUGGGGCUGGGAAUGCUGUUUUUGACAUUCCUCACAUUACUCUAUUUGGUCGGAAUCCAGAAGAAGAACGAUUGGAUUAUGAUCCCGUUUGUGGUGUCAGAGGUUGGUUUUCUGAUUUUUCUUAUAAAAUUAAAUUUUAAGCAACUUGUUUUUGUAUAAAUCAUUUGAGAGGCGAAAUUGGCUGGCCCGUAUUUUACAAUAAAGAAAAACUAUUUUAGAUUUUUUUGGUCAUGAAAAAUGCUUUUUACGCAGUUAUUUUUCAUAAAAAAUUUUUUCUAUGCAAAUUUAUUCUCUUGUCUAUAAUUUGAUUUCUUAGAAAUUCAGUUAAAAUGAAGCCAUGACUAAAAACAUUGAUCUUUUUAAUAAUCGUAUUUUAGAUGAUAAUCCGAGUGUUUAUCGGGUUUUUGGUGGGCGCAAUCUGGAUCGCCUAUCUCUUGGCCCUAUUCGAUCUAGUCCAAUUUGAAAGUCCAUUUGGUAAGCAAACAAUUUUCAUAUUUAAAUUCAUUUUUUACCCAAAUUUUAUUUUAAUGAAUUUCCAGAGUCAAUCGGAAAUCUACAAUUUUUAUUUUUAUUUGCCCUGGGGGCAACAUUAUCCUUUGCUUUGUGGAUUCGCCUUCUUCUCGUAUUUUAUGAUGGCUACAGGAAAGUGAAAAAAGAAAAUGACCGAAAAAGAAUGGAGAAAGAGGCCAGUGAACAUUACUAUAUGAGGAUUACCACUGCCAGACCCAGCAAAAUCUGA